This is a messenger RNA of Exophiala oligosperma, 1041 nucleotides long. Its product is annotated as histone H3-like centromeric protein cnp1. NCBI's taxonomy places the organism in Eukaryota, Fungi, Ascomycota, Eurotiomycetes, Chaetothyriales, Herpotrichiellaceae. Gene Ontology annotation, cellular component: nucleosome. The transcript is spliced from 2 exons. Gene Ontology annotation, molecular function: protein heterodimerization activity; DNA binding; structural constituent of chromatin. Bases 303 to 758 code for a protein of 151 amino acids. The record is from RefSeq and is a predicted model, not a curated record.
ACGCGACCUUGAUGAGCACAGUCACUUUUUGAACAAAUCCAGCAUACUGGCGCGCGACACCGACACCGCAUGACCGAUCAGUCUGUCUCUGAACGCAAUCUCUAGGAGAUAGCAUCCUUGAACCGCUACGGUGCCCACUCCCCAGCGCCGUAACGUCCGCCCACGACCAUUAUCGAUUUGCACUACCACGACAAUCCACCACCUCGAUUUUCGAGUCUACGUAGCGACUUACACUUGAGCAAUUUCCUACGCGCCUCCCUCCUCACCUCUUUCUUUGGAGGAUCAGCACCUCUUAAAGCACCAUGGCGCAGACCAAGCAUGUGAGACGCCAAUCCGAACGCACGACUCCCCGCAAAGGGCAAGGCUCUCAGGUCAAGUCGAGAACAAGUAUGGGCCGACCUCGCGCGCAACCCGGCGACCCAGUGCCCACGAGGAGACCGCAUCGAUAUAAGCCAGGAACAAUUGCUCUUCGAGAAAUCAGACGAUAUCAGCAGUCAACAGAUCUGUUGAUUCUCAAACUCCCCUUUGCGCGUCUAGUCCGCGAAAUCGCAAUUGAUCUCCUUCCCACUCGAGCAGCUCAGGAGUUAAGAUGGCAGAGUCAAGCAAUACAGGCACUACAGGAAGCCAGCGAAGCCUUUCUCGUACACCUCUUUGAAGAUACCAAUCUUUGCGCCAUCCACGCAAAGAGGGUUACUAUAAUGCAGAAAGAUAUCCAGCUAGCUCGGAGGAUAAGAGGUGCCUGGGGCGGUCUGGGCUGAGUGUGCUUUGUCACAUUUUCAUGAUUACUGUUAUGUAUGUACAGCGCGGCGUUUUUGGCCUUGGGAUGGUUUUAUGGCACGGAUUCGGCCCUGCUCAUAUUCAGAGCAGAGAAGCCUAAAACAUCAAAGGAAGAAGUCUUGUUGGGUUUUUGAACACUGAUUUUGGAUGCUUAAUGCUGUCUACGAGCGUUUCUUAUUGCUGAUAACGCAACAAUCCUUUUAUCCCAAAGGGAACAUCUGAGGAACGAGAUUAAAAUCCAAUGACGCUUCUUGUUACAAUCUA